AUGCCGGGAGGCCCAGCAGCAAAGCGAGGGGGCCCCAGGGGGGGCCGGGGUGGCCGCAGCAGCCGCGGCGGCCGCGGCAGCAGGCCGCAGCGGGGCUGCCGCGUGGUGCCAUCUUUUGAAGAAGUGAUGGCUCGAAACGUUUCCAGCAGCAACACGCAGGUGGAGGAACAGUCUGAGGAGGAGACGGAGGGGCAGCAGCAGCAGCAGCAGCAGCAGCAGCAGCAGACUCGCAGGGGACCAGUGGUCCCCCUUGACAGCGACGUGAGUCCGACACCCCGUUGGCUGCCAACAGUCGCAGCACAAGUAGCAGCUGGAACAUCAGCAGCAGCAACGCCAGCAGUAGCAACAAGAAUAACACCAGCAGCAAUAGCAGCAGCAACAGCAACGGCAGCAGCAGCAGCAACCGCACGAACAUCUACGGCUAAGAAGACGACCCUCUGGUGGGCGCCGGCAACCCCAACAGAAACAGAGGCUCCAGUCUUUCCCCCGAGCCUUCCAGGCGCGAAAAAGAGGCGCAGGAGAAGGCGAAGCAAGCAGCACUUUUGCAAAAACUGCAGGCUGAAGGGAAGACGAGCCAAUCCAAAGCGGAUCUCGAGAGCGCAGCAGAGGCGGGGGCUGGCGGGCAGUGGGCAGCAGCAGCUCCUGCAGCAGCAGCAGCAGCAACAGCAGCUGCAGCUGCUGCUGCUGCUGCUGCUGCUACUGGGUGCCCAGCUUGAGGACAACUUCCUUGAGGUGGCCCUCGAGAGCAGAAGCUCUUUCGGAAAGAGAAGUGCGGCCCGCGUGGGAGCCGCCGCCGUCUUCUGCUGCUGCAGUUUGCUGCUGCUUCGAAAUGCUGCGGCGGCUGCGGCUUCUGUGCAGCUUCUGGUCCUGCACGACCAGGGCGUGCAGCAGCUGCUUCAGGAAGUCGUCUUUGUCGUAAAUACCUGCGCAGCCUCACCCCUGCAGCAUCAAAAAGCCCCCUUGCAGCAGCAGCAAGAAGCCCCCUUGCAGCAGCAGCAGCACAAAGCUCCUUUGCAGCAGCAGCACAAAGUCCCUUUGCAGCAGCAGCACAAAGCCCUCUUGCAGGAACAGAAAGCUCCGCUGCAGCAGCAGCAUAAAGCCCCCGUGCAGCAGCAGCAGAAAGCCCCGUUUCAGCAGCAGAAGGCCCCGCUGCAGCAGCAGGUAGUAAACAGCAGCCCAAGUGCUGCAGAGGCGCUGGUCAACGAAGGCCUGGAGCUCUGCAGCAAGCUCGUCAGCUUGGGGGUCAGCAGCAGCAGCAGCAGCAGCAGCAGAGGCGUCCGCCUUGGUCAGCAGCAGACACACCACGCAGUUCGGCUCUUGCUGCCGACACUCCGCAACUGUGGGGCCCGUCAGCCACUUUGCUGCUGCUGCUGCGCAGCUCGGAGACUGCCCAUCAACGCACACCACCAGAGCCCUCGUGCCUUUCCAGAAAUGUUCCCCCGCGGGGUUGCUUCCGAACUGCAGCAGCACGCCCAGCAGCACACACGCAGCUGCAGCUGCAGCAGCAGCAGCAGCAGCAGCAGCGGCAGCAGCAGCAGCAGCUAA
Eimeria tenella is the source of this 1545-nucleotide messenger RNA. RefSeq lists its product as uncharacterized. The transcript has 6 exons. The coding region runs from base 1 to 1545 and encodes 514 amino acids. The record is from RefSeq and is a predicted model, not a curated record. Lineage: Eukaryota; Apicomplexa; Conoidasida; Eucoccidiorida; Eimeriidae.